Messenger RNA from Dentiscutata erythropus, 1197 nucleotides. The record is from the annotation of a GenBank genome assembly. NCBI's taxonomy places the organism in Eukaryota, Fungi, Glomeromycota, Glomeromycetes, Diversisporales, Gigasporaceae.
AUGCAAGAUUAUGCUCAACAAGAAAGUGAAUUUCAAGCUGGUAUCCCACCACGCCUUGUUUCUGUAUUUUACUCGGUGUUCGAUCCGGAUAAAGGACCUCAAGUAGUUUUUGAAGUACCAGAAGGUUCCAUUAAACCUACAGCUUCGUCAGCGCCCCUAGUUGACUUUCAUUCAAUUUCUAAAUAUAUUGUUCCAACACCACUAUUAUGUGGCCAUUUGGUAAAUAUUUGCACGGAUAAUUAUCAAGUCAUGGGAUAUCCAGUAGUAGUAUGGGGAAACCGCUAUCCUAGGAAUAGUUUUAUGUUUAAUUUGAGUUUUGUAUUUGAUCGCGGCGCUGAUACUUCAAGUUAUGAACCUGUUGUGAGAAAAGUUGCUAGGGUAUUGACUUCGCUAGAGAUCGAAAGUGCUUUUUUAUCCAAUGAAUCGACCAAGUCCUUUAUGUACAAUAUAAUCGAGCAACUUUUCGAAGAUCUUAACAGUUAUUGCGAAUGUCAAAUACCCAUUACAAAUACGAUAAAUUUGAAGUUGUUUCCAACAUAUCGAAAUCCACCACCGGUGUAUGAUUAUCAAGUUCCCAUUUGUACCGUUAACCUUAAAGCGUUAAUGGAUGGUAAUUGGGAUAUUACGAUGAAAAAGGUGGCAACAUAUAUAAAUGGCAUACAUCAUGUUAAGAAGAUUGCUGAAUUGACCGAUGUUGAUUGUGGAUUGGCUCGAAAGUGCAUGGAGCAUCUUUUAUACUAUGGAUGCAUUAUUAUGUUUUCAAACGUAUAUGCCGUGAAGCCUGAUAUUAUAAGGAUAAUCGAGGACGAAACAGUUCAGAGUGAAUGUUUGUCUUAUGUGAGAAAGCGAGGCAAAAUACCACCCUCAUUUGCCAAGUUAUUUUCACUUUACUGCCAACUGAAGCAUGGGUUGACUCUUAAAGAAUGGAUUCAAGAAAAUAAAGAAGUUACAUCGUUAGAUAUUGACAUUCGGCGGUUCAUAUCUUUUGGUAUAAUUAAAGGAUUUUUAUAUCGCGUUCAUAAAUAUCCUAUUCUUCCUGAACCUAGUAAACAACGGACUUCGUUACCAAAACAACUGUGCAGAUUACUUGAUGGUAAACACCAUUUUGAUGAGAUAUGUACUCUUAAAGGGUAUAGUGUCCGAGAAUUGGAAGACAUACUAAAAAGCGAGCCUGAGGUUAAAUUUAUCUUACGGUGA